AGGACUUCCGUAUCCGGAAUUUACUCUGUGAUCGCGCUAUAUUGGGAGUGGUGAAAAAGCUAGCCAAGAGGUAAAUAUAAUUAUUUUAAAAUAAUUUUCAUGCUUUUAGAACGCUUUCUGUUAGACAAGCUGUUUUAAUCAAGUAAAAUACUCUAUUUGCUAAUUUUCAACAUCUACAUAUAGCAUUUCAACACUUAAUGAACAAUAAAGCAUAAAUACAUAUAAAUUUCCUGCUUUGGUUGACUGCGUCUCUUAUUAGUUGGAAAUAGUAAAACAAUUUACUAUCCUACUGACACUAAGAGCGAACUUAAAUUUUAAUAACUUUAUUAAUUCUAUACGAUUACUUCAUAUAAAGUGGAUGAAUCAUAAACUCAGAGCCUCCUACUCAUUGAUUUUCCCUUAUUUAGGAAGAGUGAGUCAUUCGUACAUCAUCACCAAAAAUAUACGCUAACCUUGAGAUAAACUUGAUUAAGACAGCAUACUCGCAUGAUAAUUGACAGAAUUUUAUGUCAGAUACAAGUAUUUACCUUUGCAUGAUUAAUUUUGAAAUUAAUAGGCCUUUAAUCUGCAUCUUUUCUAUUUUUUAACGGUUUCAGCGUUUUUAUGCUGUAUACACUUAUAUAUUUUUUAUACAUACAAUAUAUAUUUGCGUGCGUAUGCAUAGAAUACAAGCGUAUGAAUGUGUUUUGCGUGCGUGUGCAAAUUACUUAUUAGACAUAAGAAAGAGGUCUAAGCAAUCUGUUUUUGCCCUGGGUUUUUGUUUCAAUCCCUACUACUAUUUAUUUUUUCUUUUUUAUUACUAUUGCUCUUAUAGAUUAGUAGUUUUUCUUUUAGAUUUUUCUUCUUUAUCCUUACAUCUUCUUAUAGUUGAAAUUAGCAACGAUUUCUUAACAAUCUUAACAAUUUUUUACUAAAGAAAUAAGUUAAAACAAAUUAAAGUAAAAUUUAGGAUAUUUUUGGGCAGUACAGAUCGGUUAGGCCUUGCCAAAAUUGGCUAUGUCCUGUUGCUGUAAUAGGCCAAGACAGCCAUCUCCUGUAGAAGAAGUAGUAGCACAUAAAAACGGAAAAGUAAAUAAGGAAGUGGCUGAAAAUUGUGAGAGUGUAAAAAAAUUGGAUAAUAAAGAAACAGAGGAGAUAAUUACCGCUGAAAAAAUUCAACUCAAUUUGAAAGAGUCUAAAGAUUUGAUAAAUGAAAUAAAUCGUACUUCUACAGCUCUUGAAUCGGAAUACAACGAAGAAAUGGCAAAUCGUCUAGAAGAUUUAGUUGAUCGUUUAGAAAAAGUUACGAAUCGAUUAGAAAAAUUAAAUUUUCCCUCAGCAAGCUCAUCUGUUCAAGAAGCAGCGAAAGAAAUUGUUGUUGCUGUUAAUGUUCAAGUCUAUGAUGCUGAAAUUGUUCCUCUUUUGAGAGAAUAUCAAGAUUUAAGUAGUACCAUUGGUGGAGAUGUUGACCAAAUUUCUAGGCGCGUAGCCGAUGCCUUUAGGGAGCAAAGAAAUGUUAUAGAAAUUGCUUGCAAGUCGAAGGAGCCGAGUCAAGAUGGAUUGGCUAAGGUGAUGAAGCCUUUGUCUGAAAAGAUUCAAGGCGUUAUUGCAUUUAAGGAUAUGAAUAGGAGAUCGCAACAUUUCAGCCAUUUAUCGGCUAUUGCGGAAAGUGUAGCUGCUCUAGGUUGGGUCACUGUUAAACCAACGCCUGUUCCAUAUGUUAAAGAAAUGACGGAUGCUGGACAAUUUUAUUUAAAUCGGGUUCUAAAAGAUUUUAAAGAAAAAGAUACAACUCACGUAGAUUGGGUUAAAGCUUGGCUAAAGAUUCUAGGUGCACUUCAGGCUUACAUUAAGCAAAAUUACACAACCGGUUUAACUUGGAAUGCUCAGGGUUGUGAUUCAACUACAAUACUAAAAGCCGGUCCAGCCGUUAAUAAUGCAGCUCCACCACCGCCUCCUCCCUCAGUAGGGGUACCACCACCACCGCCUCCUCCACCUCCCAUGAGUCUUGAGGCAUCUUCGUCUGGAGAUCCGGAAGCUAAUAGAGGCGCACUGUUCGCCGAGAUUAAUAAGGGAAGUGCCAUAACAUCUGGACUGAAAAAAGUAACUGAUGAUAUGAAAACGCACAAGAAUCCUAAUUUGAAAAAUAGACCAGCUGUUGUUAAAGCAAACGUACACACUUCGUCGGCGUUCAAACCAAAGGAAGUAGCUAAAAAACCUCCGUUGAAAGCUUUACAAAACAAAAAGUGGAUAAUUGAGAAUUUCGAAAACGAGACUAUAGUAAUCGACAAAACGGAACCAAAGCAAUCCGUCUAUGUUUACAAGUGUAUCAAUUGUAAAAUUGAUAUUAGUGGAAAAGUUAACUCAGUAGUUUUGGACAGUUCGAAAAAGUGUGGUAUAGUUUUUGAUGAGAUUAUAGCAACAUUUGACGUAAUUAACUGUCAAAGUGUCCAAAGUCAGAUUAGAGUUAAAGCACCAACGGUGAAUAUUGAUAAAACUGAUGGAUGCCAAGUGUAUCUUAGCAGCGACUACAAAAACUCUCGUAUCGUGACAGCAAAAUCUAGUGAAGUAAAUGUAUCGAUACCGGAAAAUAAUGGCGAUUAUAAAGAAACAGCGAUUCCCGAACAAUUUGUAACUGAUUGGGACGGCAGAAAGAAUAAGUUUAUAACUUCAGUUUCUGACCUAAUUUAG
Molecule: messenger RNA, 2670 nt
Organism: Dimorphilus gyrociliatus
Lineage: Eukaryota; Metazoa; Annelida; Polychaeta; Dinophilidae
Source: the annotation of a GenBank genome assembly